GUUUGAUCAGCAGAGCAGUCAAGUCGCAAGUGAACACUGGAGGAAUGACUACUUCUUUCUAAUAGUGAUGUUCUUGGUCCAUCCGGAGGGAGGACACCAUAUCUCACUCGCUUUGUUGUUCUUUUUCUUGGUCCGCUGGCUGACAAUCCCGAGCACGAUUCCGAGGAUGCUGCGGCGCACGGCGCCAGACCUCUGCGCCGGGCCGGGCGCCCGAGAGAAUCUCCCGGAAGUGAGACGGCGCCGGGGGCGGGCAGCAUGAAGCCCCUCCUGCCGUUGCUGGCGCUCCUGCUGCUGGCGGGCCACGCCCCUGCCGACAGGCGCCCGGGAAAAGCCGGCGGCGGUGGGAGCUCUGGCGCCCCCGGGCUCCGGCACGACACGUGCCUGGGCUACUAUGACGUGAGCGGGCAGUUCGACAAAGAGUUCAGCUGCAACAACACGGACCACCGCUUCUGCUGCGGCAGCUGCUUCCUGCGCUUCUGCUGCGCUGACCGCGCCAAGCGUCUAGAGCAGAAGGUGUGCACCAAUUACAACACCCCCGACUGGAUCAAGACACAACCGCCCUCGCCGGCGCCCACCGGUGAUACCUAUGACCCCGAGCUGGACCGCACCAACACCACCGUCUAUAUCAGCUGUGGCGUGGUGGCACUGGUCGUCGCUGUUGGAAUCACCGCCAAAGUGGCCUACGACAAGGCCACCAAAACCCCCCAAGAGAUGAACGUGCACAGAGCUCUGGCGGACAUCUUGAGGCAGCAGGGCCCCGUUCCCAUUUCGCAGUAUGAGCAUGACAACAUCGACGCCAUCUUAGAUGGCUCGCCUAAAGACGAGACGCCGCUUCGCACCUCCAAGAACAACUACACGCCCGUGCACACAAAGUCCUCCAAUCAUGCAGGCCAUUACGGGAUGGAGGCCAUUCGCGGCGGAGGCGCCGACUUGCUCGUCUCGUCCGGCUUUGUGACGCUCGGACGAGGACACCUCAAAGCACAGCACUCCAUCGACGAGUCGGCGCAGCUGUCCUGGCAGAACGAGCUGGACCUCCCGCUCUCAUACGGUAACCACCAUCACCAUGACUACCAGCACAGCCACGUGGACCUGACCGCGCUUACGCCCAAGCUAGCAAACCGACACGCGCGUCACGAGCGAAAUCCACGGAGCAACAACAUCCUGACAGCGGCAACGGAGCCAUACGACUUGUCACUGUCCAGAUCCUUCCAGAACCUUAGCCACCUGCCGCCUUCCUAUGAGAUCGCACUCUCGGCAGACUUGAGUGACAAGGAAGUGGACGACUUCUACGCUAGGAAGCAUCUCAAUUUCACCGGACGAGGCCACGCCCACAAGUUGAACGCCGACCCGCCGUCGUCGCAUCACCACCAUCAACAUCGUCAACGUCCUCGUCGCGUGCAGCGCGCCAUGUCGCAGGACCAUGUCCUUUCCCCGCCGCGGACGCCUCGUCGCGGGGACUACGGUAACGCCGCCGCCGCCACCUAUGGAGGUGGUCGCCACCCGUCGGAGGAACUACUGCUGUCAGCCGAGCGACUGCGCUCCCAGGAUCCUUUGCUGUCUCCUGCCGUGCGCCGCGACAAGUUCCGGCAGAAAGCCAUGGCCCGCGCCAUGUCCCACGCCGACAUGCUGAUGCCUACUACGCCGGUCCACGACCGGCACCGCGUGGGUAAAAUGCUCUCAGAGCCCGGCGACGUUUACGACGUGCGCCCCAGCGCCGCCAAGAGGCAGGCCUUCGCCUCGCGCCGGACGCACACAGUUGACCACCUGCACUUCGGGAUGGGACUUCAUCACGGGACCAACGAGGUCACCGUUUGACCACAGCGGGACCCCUUCCUGUUCCGUCUCCUCUGGCAGAGCCCUCGACCAGUCCUCCAUUUUGUAUCAAAUUCGACGUCAGAUAAGCUUUCCGGAUGCUAAAAGGACGCCGUCUUUGCAACGUUUUUAUGCGCGUCUCCUCGGCCUUGCUAAUGCUACCGAUGACCUCGUCGUUAGCUCAAACAAUGUCAUUAUUUUCGGCCACAAAGGAAAUAGCGAGAAGCGAAGGUGUCAUGGUUGGCGUCCGCGUAAAUCCAACCGAAGAAGUGAACAUUUGACCACUUCCUGUCCCUGCUCCUCCACUUCUGGCGCAGAGACGCAACACAAGGGCUUCAAGCGGCUCCUCCAUUUCCGUCUUCUUCUACGACUCCAGUUGCCGCCUUAUUUUCAGUGUUCCCGCCGCCGCGCAAAUGCUAGCCAUGAUGUCAUUGUUAAUAUUAGCAUUCUUUGACGUCACUAUUCAACAAAAUCAUCAUUGCAUUGCUCGUGCGGCCGCACCAGCGCUAACGAUGGUGUCGUGAUCCGACAAUGAUGUCACAGGUUACUCUUCAUACGGCUGCAAAAGAUGACAUCAUCAUUAGCGUCCACUUGUAAUGCUUGAAUCUUAUAAAUAAGUUUGUGAAGGCGAUGUAACCUUUGCGUGCCGAAUGCUAAAAUGCAUCAUUUUAGCAACAUUUUUAUGAGCGUUCCCGUAGCCACGCUAAUGUUACCGAGAACCCUGUCAUCAGCUCAAACGCUGAAAUGGCUUUAUUAUCAGAAGCCACAAAGGAAACGGCGAGAAAAUUGGCGCACGUGUAAAUAUGAACGACAAGAUGAGCAUUUUGCCAGUUCCUCUUCUGGCUUCUCUAUUUCCUGGCACAGAAGCGUAGGCCUUCCUCUUGGCGUGCAGCGCAAGGGCUUCAUGCGGCUCCUCAGUUUUGAAACCGAGGACAUAUUUUUGUCUUCUUGUACGACUCCAGUUGGCGCCUUAUUUUGACCGUUGCCACCACCACACAAUUGCUAGCCAUCAUGUCUUUCUAAGGGUGUAACGGUACAUGUAUUUGUAUUGAACCGUUUCGGUAUGGGGUGCUCGGUUCGGAACGGAGGCGUACCGAACGAGUUUCUGACGUAAUGUAACCCUUACUUUUCGAGGCUGUGAGUCGAUCGGGUUACAUUUUCUUUGUGUAGAUUAUAUUUACUCCGUCUACUAUAAUGAGGACCAACACGGACAUUAUAUAACCCAGAAACGUCAACGGCGCGAUAACGUGGCCGCCGCGAGAACGCAAUGAAACGAGGGCGUUAAAGUCAAUCAGACAAUGCACACCAGUCGCAAUGCGGCCGCGUGUUAGACGCGUCCCAGAAGCGGCGCAACGCGACGCGCGCGAAAAGAACUGCAGAGUUUAUUAUUUGACGCAAGACACGGCCCUCCUGCAUCAAUACUACUAGCUAGGAUCGGGCAGACCGGAAGUCACUCGUGUAAAAAUACGGUGGAUCCGUUCAAUUAUCAAACUAAUAUACAAUCAUAACCCACUUUUUGAGUCAAUCAGAUCUCUUGAGUGGUAGAUCGGGGCACAGUUGACUUGUCUUUGUUGAUUUACUGCUGUCUUCUCUGCUAUAAUAAUAACCAGCACGGCCCCGUUUUCAAUACAAAACCCUCCUACCACAACAAAACAAGUAGGAACGAAUAUUCACAUAGGAACUAAAGUUAUACAACAAAAAAUAUACAAUAUAAAUGAAUACUACAUCACAUUUGUAAAAUACAAACACAUAAUAAAAUAAAUAAUAGCCCAUUUAAAUAAAAUAAAUUGAAAUGAGCUAAAACACCUGUAAUUAAAUAAUAAGAAUAAUACACAGAUCCUGCUUACACAAUUAAAUGUAUUAAUUUCUGUGUGGUGCUUUAACUUGAGAAAAUCCACCAAUAAAGCUUUUGAAAACAGUUCAUAAAAAGAAUGAUUCAUUGAGACAUUUCAUUUGUAAAAUACAUGUUAAAAUCUUUGUCAUUGGGAUUGCUUUUCUCUUUAGCACAGGACUUCUUUUGACCAAUACGCGGGGUGUGAAAGGCAAAUGGUUGUUGGAUUAUCUUUAAUUACCCGCUAAUUUUUGAGCAGAAUUCUAGCUUUGUAUAGGCUAAUGUUCCUAUUGUUGAAAGUACAAAGGUGUGUAAUAACAACUAGCACAUUUUGCAUUUUGUUUUCUUACUGUACCGAAAAUGAACCGAACCAUGACCUCAAAACCGAGGUACAUACCGAAGCGAGAUUUUUGUGUACCGUUACACCCUUAUAUCUUUCUUAAUGUUUUAUUAGCCUUGUCAAAAAACUAAUCGCUAGCAUUUGGGUGCGUCACCACAUCAGCACUAACGAUGACAUCGUUGCGAGUUGUGCGGCCUCGUUAACAUAACGUCAACAUUCGCAUUCACCAUGCUACGCUAAAAUAUUGUAAAUAAGCUUGUGUAAACGCUUUCCAACUUUUAUCAAACUUUUGAAUAUAGAUAAGACGUCCGUCAUACGCUCACGGUUUUAAUGGCGCAACGUUCCCCGUCCGGGUGUACGGGAAAUAUUUGAAAGAUGGCGGCCAAUCAGGGGGCUUGGCGAUGUCGCUGGUCACUGCCUCUUUCGUGUAAAACAACUUCUGUUUGGACGGAAGCUUUUCUGUGUGAAGAAUAAAGGGGGAUGGAAAUCUGUUUUAAUACCUACUGUGUGCGAGGUAUCUCUUUGGCCCCGCCCCUUCCUCUCGUCUCCUGCCAAUUAGCAGCCAGAAUGUCCUCCUGUUGUCAUGUUGCUGUUUACUUGAUCUAAGUUCUUUGACAAACUUCAAUAAAAACCAACUUAUU
Molecule: messenger RNA, 4624 nt
Organism: Corythoichthys intestinalis (scribbled pipefish)
Lineage: Eukaryota; Metazoa; Chordata; Actinopteri; Syngnathiformes; Syngnathidae
Product: protein shisa-6-like
Exons: 10
Coding region: 256-1815 (519 amino acids)
Biological process (GO): regulation of short-term neuronal synaptic plasticity; regulation of AMPA receptor activity
Cellular component (GO): postsynaptic density; dendritic spine membrane; postsynaptic membrane
Source: RefSeq, a predicted model, not a curated record